AUGUCCACCUCCGCAAGACGACGUUUGAUGCGAGACUUCAAGCGCAUGCAAACAGAUCCUCCAGCCGGUGUAUCGGCCUCGCCUAUCGCCGAUAACGUUAUGACUUGGAACGCUGUGAUUAUUGGCCCUGCCGACACACCUUUUGAAGAUGGCACGUUUCGACUGGUCAUGCAAUUCGAAGAAGCAUAUCCCAAUAAACCUCCCGGCGUCAAGUUUGUCUCUCAGAUGUUCCAUCCCAAUGUCUACGGCACCGGUGAACUCUGCCUUGAUAUCUUACAAAACCGCUGGUCUCCCACCUAUGACGUUGCUGCUAUCUUGACCAGCAUUCAGUCUCUUUUGAACGACCCUAAUACUUCUUCUCCUGCCAAUGUCGAAGCGAGCAACCUCUAUAAAGACAACCGAAAAGAAUAUACUAAGCGGGUGAGGGAGACUGUGGAGAAGAGCUGGGAGGAUUGA
Molecule: messenger RNA, 456 nt
Organism: Exophiala bonariae
Lineage: Eukaryota; Fungi; Ascomycota; Eurotiomycetes; Chaetothyriales; Herpotrichiellaceae
Gene: UBC2
Product: Ubiquitin-conjugating enzyme E2 2
Exons: 3
Coding region: 1-456 (151 amino acids)
Biological process (GO): DNA repair; proteasome-mediated ubiquitin-dependent protein catabolic process; protein polyubiquitination
Cellular component (GO): HULC complex
Molecular function (GO): ubiquitin conjugating enzyme activity
Source: RefSeq, a predicted model, not a curated record